Molecule: messenger RNA, 1211 nt
Organism: Morone saxatilis (striped sea-bass)
Lineage: Eukaryota; Metazoa; Chordata; Actinopteri; Moronidae
Product: GTPase IMAP family member 7-like
Exons: 2
Coding region: 271-1104 (277 amino acids)
Molecular function (GO): GTP binding
Source: RefSeq, a predicted model, not a curated record
CGCUGAUAUUGUCUGCAAAGUUUCAGUACUUUUGAGGUGCUUUUUACAGUUCCUGCAACUCCAGAAAAAAAAGUAACAUAUCACUGACAGAGUCAUUAUUGUCUUCUAGCAUUAAUAAGAAGGAUUGUGGUCUUGGGGAAAACUGGAGCUGGGAAGAGCAGCCUCACCAACACCAUAUUUGGAGAGACUGUAUUCAAGAUUGACAGUUCACCCAAAUCUGGUACAAGUAAAUGUAAAGCAGAAACAAAAUCCGUCAAAGGAAGAUGCAUUAUGUGGAUCGACACUCCUGGGUUUUUUGACACAGAGAGAUCUGAGGAGGAGCUGAAGCCUGAGAUAGUGAGGUGUAUCACAGAGUGCACUCCUGGGCCUCAUGUUAUUCUCAUUGUGCUUAAAGUGGAGAAAUUCACUGAGCAGGAACAGGACAUCAUAAAACAAAUGCACCAAUAUUUCUCUGAAGAAGCUUUAAAAUAUGCCAUAGUUCUUUUUACUCAUGUGGAGAAAUUUCACGAAGGCAGAGAGCAUGAGCAGGCUGUCAUCAACAAAAUACACGAAUACUUUUCUGAAGAGGUUUUUAGAUAUACAGUAGUCCUCUUCACACAUGGUGACCAACUCGAAGAAGGAAAGAAAAUUGAGGAAUUGGUCCACCAGCAUAAGUUCCUGAGUGAUCUGGUGGAGAAGUGUGGCAGCCGGUGCCACGUCAUUGAUAAUAAAUACUGGAACAAAAACCCAAAUGAUGAAUACAGGAGCAACCAGUUCCAGGUGGAGGAGCUACUGAAGUCCAUAGACAAGAUGACUGAGGCAAACAAAGGAAGCUGCUACACCAAUGAGAUGCUACAAAAAGUGGAGAAUGAAAUACAACAAGAGGGGAAGCGCAUUAGACUGUCAUCAGUAAACAUGUCAGAUAGAGCAAUCAGAGAGAAGGCUAGGGACAGCAUAUUUACGGAGAUUUUAAACCAAAUGGCAGGUUUUGCCACCACUGCAUUGUUAAGAGCUUUGUUUGGUGCGGGAAAGGUUACACAAGCUGUAGCUUCACCAGUUACAUGGUCACUUGGUGCGCUGUUAUCAUAUAUAGGAGGAUUUUUUCAAACUAAGAGAGCACAGUGAGCAGCAAAGGACAAACAUACACAGUGUGUCUCAGAUUAUGUGAUGGACUUACCACCACAGCCAACUUUAAAACACAUUCAAAACCUAUAAUGAGUCAUGAAUUUUGA